AUGACCGAUGAUCAGGAUCUGCAUCUGGAUUCGCUCGAUUACAUGCCCAAGUUGCAGAAAUUGAUUGGGGAUGAAGGGACUUUCUUUCGGCGUCAUUACUGCACGAUUGCUGUCUGCUGCCCGUCGCGGGUGAGCUUGAUGACUGGCAAGCUGGCACACAACACCAACGUCACUGACGUAAAUCCUCCCUAUGGUGGAUAUCCCAAAUUUGUGUCCGAGGGCCACAACGAUGACUACCUGCCCCUUUGGCUGCAGGAGGCGGGCUACAACACCUACUAUACGGGCAAGUUCCUCAAUGCGCACACGACGUCUAAUUACAACAAACCAUACCCGAAAGGCUGGAAUAGCACAGAUUUCUUGAUGGACCCAUCCACGUAUAGCUACUGGAACUCCACGUUUCAACGCAAUCACGAUACUCCCGUGGUAUCAGACGGCUACUCCACGGAUAUAAUCACUCAUCGCUCCCUGAGCUUCAUCGAAGAAGCACAGAGCUCUGAUCGCCCAUUCUUUAUUGGCAUUGCUCCUAUUGCACCCCAUGCGAAGACGGCCGCGGUGCAGAAUUCAUCCAUCCCAGCGUUCACCGACCCGGUGCCCGCAGAGCGACACGCGAAUAAGUUCCCUCAUGCCAAAGUUCCUCGAACCGAGAACUUCAACCCAGACACGCCCAGUGGAGCUAGCUGGGUACUUGAUCUGCCUCGGCUGAACUCGAGCGAUGUCGACUACAUGGACAAGUAUUACCGCCGACGACUCCAGUCCCUACAAGCAGUUGAUGACCUCGUAGAGAGCGUGAUAUUGAAGCUCAGUGAGUCUGGACUGCUGGAUAAUACUUAUAUAUUUUACACUUCCGACAACGGUUAUCACGUUGGCCAGCAUCGCAUGGUCCCGGGCAAAGGAUGUCCUUACGAAGAAGAUGUCAAUGUUCCGAUGAUGAUUCGAGGCCCAGGUGUACCAAAAGGCCGGACGGUAGAUUUUGUCACCUCUCACACUGAUAUCGCCCCGACUUUGUUUGAUCUCGCUGGCAUUCCCUUGCGAAAAGACUUUGAUGGUCUCCCGAUGCCCUUGACUGCUCCAGCGAUGCGGGUUUCCAGGUCGGAUCCUCGCAGAGAGCAUGUGUCAGUUGAGUACUGGGGCACCAAUCUCCAGGAGGGUGAUAUUGGGCGACUCUCGCCCACUGGGCCCGCAGUCGUCUAUGGCAACAACACCUACAAGGCUAUGCGGGUCAUAGGAGACUCGUACAAUCUUUUCUAUUCGGUGUGGUGUACGAACGAGCAUGAGCUGUACGAUAUGAAGAACGACCCCUACCAGAUGCGGAACAUCUUCAACACCGCACGGGGCAGGCUCCUCGGUCGUGAUACUAAACAAGUCAUCUCCCGAUUGGAUGCUCUGCUACUAGUUCUCAAGAGUUGCAAAUCCACGGAAUGUACUCGUCCCUGGCAGGUGCUUCAUCCAGACAACAAGGUCACCAAUUUGCGUGAGGCAUUGCAGCCUAAAUACGACGCUUUCUACGCGGCACAGCCCGACAUUAGCUUCACCGCUUGUGAGUUGGGAUACUUGUCGCAGUCAGAGGGACCGCAGGAGGGUUAUACGUACCGACGAGAUGGGGACUGGAGCUACUGGGCCUAG
This is a messenger RNA of Penicillium oxalicum, 1623 nucleotides long. Its product is annotated as sulfatase family protein. Gene Ontology annotation, molecular function: glycosaminoglycan binding; N-acetylglucosamine-6-sulfatase activity; arylsulfatase activity. The transcript is spliced from 5 exons. The coding region runs from base 1 to 1623 and encodes 540 amino acids. Gene Ontology annotation, biological process: phenol-containing compound metabolic process. Lineage: Eukaryota; Fungi; Ascomycota; Eurotiomycetes; Eurotiales; Aspergillaceae. The record is from RefSeq and is a predicted model, not a curated record.